AUGCGUUCCUCAACAAUAUCAGCAUCUGCUGUUGCUCUCCUUUCAGGACUGGCCAGUGCACAAACAUUCACUGAUUGCAACCCAACAGAAAAGUCCUGUCCUGCAGACCCAGCCAUUGGAGGCCUUCAAGUGACCGACUUUACCGCUGGAGAGAGUAGCUAUUGGGAAGUCGAAGAUGGAACCACCAUGACAUAUGACGGCACCCUCGGUGCGCAAUUCGUCAUCAGCACCGCAACCAAUGCACCCACCAUCAAAAAUAUCGGAUACAUCAUGUUUGGCCGCAUCGAAACAUGGGUGAGAGCAUCAGCCGGAACUGGUAUCGUCAGUAGCUUUAUUCUCGAAUCCGACGAUCUCGACGAAAUCGAUUGGGAAUGGCUCGGAUCCAACAACGCCGCAGCCGAGAACAACUUUUUUGGAAAGGGAAACACAACGACCUACGACCGUGCCCAAUACCCAGCAGUCGCUACUCCCAUCGACACCUUCCACAACUACACCAUUGACUGGACCGCCAAGUCCACCAUCUGGUACAUCGACGGUGUCGCCGUGCGCACGCUCCUCUACGACGACACACAAACCGUCGGCGGAAAGAACUACCCCCAAACUCCUAUGUUAGUCAAGAUGGGAAGCUGGAUCGGCUGUGCCAGCGAAGCCGCCGUAACCGAUCCCGCCACCGCAGGAACCUGUUCCUGGGCCGGCGGAGCCGUCGAUCUCACAAAAGGUCCUUUCACCAUGUACGUCAAGAACGUCACGAUUCAAGACUAUGGAUGCGCGACCGAAUACACUUACGGCGAUUUGACCGGUGACUACACAUCUAUCACAGCCACUGGCGGCUGCAAUGCAGACGGAUCAGCUUCUAAGGGAUCUUCAUCCUCAUCUUCCGCUUCAUCUGGCAGCUCAUCAUCCACCAAAUCCUCAAGCGGCAGCUCCACCCUCAGCACCGUAACCGGCACUUCAAGCGGCAUCGCCGUCGGAAGCGCCACCGGCACCGCGACUCUCUCCGCCGGCGAAAAAGCCACCGCGGCCGCCGUAUCAGGAAGCGCAACCGGUUCUUCCACCCUCGCCAAGGUAACCACCACCUCGGACGCAAACUCACUCAAGAAACCCAAGCACGAAUACGGAAUGCUUGAUCUUGGCGUUAUGGUUUUGGGUCUCGGAUUGGGUUAUCUUGUUAUGUGA
Molecule: messenger RNA, 1176 nt
Organism: Botrytis fragariae
Lineage: Eukaryota; Fungi; Ascomycota; Leotiomycetes; Helotiales; Sclerotiniaceae
Product: putative glycoside hydrolase family 16 protein
Exons: 2
Coding region: 1-1176 (391 amino acids)
Biological process (GO): carbohydrate metabolic process; fungal-type cell wall organization
Cellular component (GO): fungal-type cell wall
Molecular function (GO): hydrolase activity, hydrolyzing O-glycosyl compounds; glycosyltransferase activity
Source: RefSeq, a predicted model, not a curated record